AGAUCAACGGUCACGGCAGCACCGGUGACAACGCAAGCAGUGCCCAAGACAGCUUCCAUUCUAGCGAAUAGAAGUGGUGGCAAGAACAAUUCCCAGAGGGCAGGAGGUUCGGCUUCUAGUGGUGCAAAAACAGUGCGGCUUGUAGAUGUCACAUCAGAGAUGGCGAAGGUUUUCGCAUACAUCAUGCAGUCAGAUGCGACGAAAGGGCUGCUGGCAAGAUUGCGACACCACUGCGAUCUCCGCACAUUGAUCAGCGAAGUGGAGACGCGAGUAUGGACAGUGCGCAUCGAAUAUUCACAGCUGAAGCAGUAUUGGAGCCACCUGGUGUACCAUCGAGCGAUAGUGCCGGUCAAGUUCGACGAAUAAAGCAAGACAAGAGCAAGGUAUUCCGGCAACUUUAUUAGAAGAGAAUAAGGGAGAUACGUAAAGGAGAAGUGACGUGAUAUUGAAGAAAGAGAAGACGCUAAUAAGGGGUGCGAUCUGACUUGGAGCAAAGUGAGGACUCGUGUUCUGCAGAGUGAAUGAGGGCCCUACGGUACAACUGAAACAUGACAGGUUUUUCUUUUGAGAUUCUUGGUGCGUAGUAGUGAAGUUGGGCGUUUUUUAAGCGGCCGGAAAGGAACGCAAAAAGAAGAAAACAAGCGGAAAAAGAGGACAAAGCAAGGCACUGGUGGGAGAUAUGAUUGGGGAAAAAAAAAAAGAGAAGGAAGCUGAUGGAUGUUGAUGGAUAAGGUGUGGCCAUUGAUGAGUGUGUUCCCGAACUGUGUUCCCGUUUGCAAAGUUUUUCUUUCCAAUUCACUCCCCUACAGGUACACGCAGCAGAUUCGGCAACACAGAACAACUUGCGCGAAGAGAUUUGUGACCGAUUUCAGAAGACAUGCGAAAUGUCUUGAAAGUAAAGCAAAACACGCGAUGCAACUGAGCUACUUCUUCUUAACAUAUAAGAUUGAUGUGCGAAAUCUCGACUGGAGACACGUUUUGAAAGAACAAGAAGCGCGCCUUUGAAGGCGCGUUUUGAAAGAUGUGCAGCACGGAAUGUGCUUAAAGUACGUUUGAAGAAAGUAGAACCUUGAAAGAUGUGCAACACGGAAUGGGCUUAGAGUACGGCUGAAGAAGGUAGAACCUUGAAAGAUGUGCCGCACGGAAUGCGCUUAAAUAAAGUACGUUUGAAGAAGGUAGAACCUUGAAAGAUGUGCUUGUGCAGCACGGAAAGUGCUUGGCGUACGUUCGAAGAAAGUAGAACCGCGAAGAGCCUGAAAGUAG
Messenger RNA from Amoebophrya sp. A25, 1263 nucleotides. The record is from the annotation of a GenBank genome assembly. NCBI's taxonomy places the organism in Eukaryota, Dinophyceae, Syndiniales, Amoebophryaceae.